This is a messenger RNA of Onychostoma macrolepis, 5150 nucleotides long. RefSeq lists its product as uncharacterized. Lineage: Eukaryota; Metazoa; Chordata; Actinopteri; Cypriniformes; Cyprinidae. The transcript has 4 exons. The coding region runs from base 1014 to 2660 and encodes 548 amino acids. The record is from RefSeq and is a predicted model, not a curated record.
AACGACAUGGGGGUAAGUGAUUAAUCAAUUUUCAUUUCGGGGUGGAGUAACCAUUUAACUUUGUUUUGCAUCUAUAUAGUUACAUUUCCAAUCUCCCUUGGCGUAAUGUUUAUUUUGUGUGUGUGUUUUUUUUUUUUUUUUUUUUUUAAUUCUCUUUCGGAAAUGUGGAAAUGUAAAAUUUGUGGAAUUGCAGUUUCUGCAAGAUCUAAAUUACUAAAACACCACAGACUGCAGCACAGGCAUUAUGGUCGUAGUCGGCGAUAUUCUUGUACAUAUUCAGACUGUCAAUGUUCAUUCAAGACAUGGAAUGCUCUACUGAUUCAUCUAAGUAGAAAUCAUGCUGCACACUCAGGAGUAAAUGACAAACGAAGGUCUACCUUCAGUUGUCAUUUGUGUGCAUGCAGUAAUCUUGCAUCAGAAAGAGAUUACUUUGUUCACAUAAAUAGUCAUUUAAAGAUAAAUGAAACUGUUCAUUGCAUGUUUUCUGGCUGCAAUUUCCAUUCAAAUGUAUAUGGAACUUUCAAGUCACAUAAAAACAGAAAACACAACCCACAUUCACGAAAUGACUUUAAGCCUGGUCUGUAGUUACCAUGUUUGAACCAUUAAGCCCAGUACACACCAAGCCGACGGUUGGCCGUCGGGCAGUUUUCUCAGUGUGUUCUGCGCCGUCGGCUGAAGUUGGUCCUCAUCGGCUUUUUUUCGGCCGAUUCUACAUGUUGAAUCGGUGUCGGAGCUCGUCGGGCAGUCGGACCAUAUGAUCAUUCUGAUUGGCUGUUCAGCUGGCGAACCAGUGUGCGAGAAAGGCGCAGUGGCGACCGUCGGCUUGGUGUGUCAAGACAACUUUGGACCCAGACGCUGCCGAUGUGAGCCGACCCCGCAGUCUGCUUUUGUCACCACUAGUUUGUCGGCGUCAGCUUGGUGUGUACCGGGCUUUAGGAGAGUCAGAAGAUGAUGUUCAAGAUUUUGGCAGUAGUGAGACCAGUGGUGCUUGUUUGGAUGAUGACUGCAAUGAAAUGGCGAACGACUUGCCUAGUGUUGUUGUUCAGAAUUUAGCAGCAAUGCUAAUAAAACUUGAACACCUUGUACAUGUUCCUUCUUUAGCCAUUGAUGAUUUUUUGGAAGAGAUGCAUUACCUAUUAAAGUCUGUGUCAGUGCCUCUCUCAGUUGCCGGAGUACAGCAGGUGUUUGAGAAACAUAAUCUUCAUGUUGAUGAAUCUGUCAUAAAGGAAAUAGUCGCUACCAUCGCAUCUAACCCAUUACACUCAGCCAUAGGCAGAGGUGGUUCUUUAUGCACUGCCUAUAAGCGCAAGCAGAUUUAUAAGGACAACUUUAGUGUUGUGGAACCUAUUGAGUACUGCCUUGAUGAACAACAGACUAACACCUUUCAGUAUGUUCCAAUUUUGAAGUCUUUGCAGCUGCUCUUUGCUAAGCAGGAAGUUGUUGACAGAGUUGUUGAAAACCAUAGAGCAAGAACUAGUCCAGCCAGUUGCAGCAGCCAUGAUUACAGGUCAUUUCAGGAUGGUUCCCACUUCAAAGAAAACAGUUUGUUGUCUGGGAAGGACUUAAUUUCAUUAAAUUUAUAUGCAGAUGAUUUCGAAGUGUGUAACCCACUUGGGACAUCCCGAAAAAAACAUAAGCUCUUUGCUGUGUACUGGAUUUUGAGCAAUUUACCCCCAGGCUCCCAUUCGUCUCUCUCCUCGAUCUAUUUGACUCUCCUGUGCAAAAGUGAGGAUUUGAAACACUAUGGGCUUGAGAAAGUUCUUGAGCCUCUUCUGCGUGACCUUUCAAUUCUUGAAAAAGAUGGCAUAUUCGUUCAUCUUCUUGGAACCUUUAUUAAAGGUACUGUUUAUUGUGUGGUGGCAGACAACCUGGCAGCUCACGGUAUGGCUGGCUUUGUUGAAAGCUUUUCAGGAGAGUUCUUUUGUCGGUUUUGUUUAGGGAAAAGUUCUGAUGUGCAGGCAAAAGAAGUUCAGUCUGGUGCAUUCAACCUCAGAAACAAAGAUCUUCAUAAAGAUCAUGUGAAAACUGGACAGGAAAAAGGCACAAGCUGUUGCGGAGUGAAAAGAGAUUGUGUUUUUACUAAGCACCUCUCUCAUUUCAACGUGUUGUCUGCUUAUCCCCCAGAUGUGCUACAUGACAUUUUUGAGGGUAUAGUGCCCGUAGAACUUGCACAGUGCUUGGCUUUGCUGAUAUCUAAGAAACACUUUACACUGGAAAGCCUCAAUAAAUCUAUUCUUCAAUUUCCCUACAAGUGGGAAGACCAGAAGAACAAGCCUCAUGCAAUUCCAUUCACAUUUUCACGUCGUAACACAAUUGGGGGAAACGCCCAUGGAAAUUGGAGUAUGAUCAGAUUUCUCCCAUUUCUGAUUGGACAUGUGGUACCUGAAGCUGAGCCCGCAUGGCAGGUGCUAAUGGACCUGAAGGAUAUUGUUGAGUUGGUGGUUUCCCCAGUCCACACAGACGAGUCCAUAUCCUACCUUGAGAUGAAAAUUUCUGAACACAGACAGAGAUACCAAGACCUUUUCCCUGAUGUCAAACUUCUUCCAAAGCAUCAUUUUUUGGAACAUUACCCUGAGAUGGUAAAAUCGUUUGGUCCUCUUGUCCAUUUAUGGACUAUGCGUUUCGAAGCAAAGCACAGCAUUUUUAAGCAGGUUGCAUGACAUACAAAUUGCUUCAAAAAUGUUCCACGCUCACUUGCUGUGAAACAUCAGCUAAUGAUUUCCUACCACCAGAAAAGUAGUCAUGAAAAAGGUACACUGGAAGUUUCGACUUCUUCAACAGUUCCUCUUGAUGUUUUGCAGACAGAGAUAGCUCAGAUGAUCAAAGACAAAUACCCAAAUGUAUCUGAGGUCCAUGUUGCUAAGAGUGUCUCUAACAAGGGUAUGAACUUCAGAAAUGGUAUGAUCCUGGCACAUGAUACUACAAGUGGCCUCCCUGACUUUGGAGAAAUUGUUCAGAUUUGUAUAGUUCAAGAGACACUGUACUUCAUACUGAGGCGACUUGUGUGGUUGGUACAGGGAACACUUCAGGGCUUUUGAGCUUAGUGUAUCACCAACAAGAGAGAUGUUCUUUGUAGAACAUGGUGAUUUAGCUGACAGCGAUCCUUUGGCUGACUACAUGGUUGGUCCUUUGUGUUUGGUGACCCUGAAAAGACAAGUACACGCAUAAAAGGUGACAUGCUGUUCCUUUAAAAAAAGGACCAUGUUGCUGUUUUCUUCAAACCAUUACUGUUGUUGCAUUUCUUUAAUUUGUAAUUUAUUAUUACACUGAUCACCCCCCAACAAUGACUGCCAAUGACUUCAUGAAUCUCAUGUCCACAUCAGAAAUCCAAGACAAAAGUACCCUGAAAGUAGUAUUGUUGACAACACUUGAUGUGACCGUGAUGGCUCACCCAUACCACAUGUGGACACAUCUCAAAAUGAAAGUGCAUGCUCCUCACCAGCUCUAUCACUCUUGUCCUGUGACACCCUUGUAUUUUCUGCUCCAUCUACUUCAGCAAACUCUGAAUCUUCUGCAAGUUUGGCUACUGUGUCGUCAUCUAGUAUAAAGUCAUCUGCAUGGCCAGCUGAAUUCACUGUGCCCCGUUUCACAUAUGAUGCUGAGCUCAAACUGGAACAAGGAAAUGCAGCCUUUAAAACGCAGGGCACUUUUCUCAGUCCUGACCCAAAGCUGAAAAUCUCCAUUUUAGAUGGACUUGCAGAAGAAAUUGUGAAAUACAAACUUUACCCUUCAGAUGCAGAAUAUGGUCAGGUGGCUGAAGCACUCAUUAAAAGGCACCCUUGCUUAAAAGAGAGAGGUUCUGUAACUGGAUACAGUGGAUGGAAAGCCAGUUUGAAAUAUAAACUUGGCAAUUAUAGAACAAAAUUGAGGAAUAUCGGCUACACAGAAGUCACAGUAAUUCAAUCAAGCAUAAGCCAGAUGGAAUAUCCAGUCCUACAUAUCGUAUAAAAAAAACACGCAAGGCUGAAGUGAACUACUGCCCUUCCCAUCCACAAGGGGAAACGGAUGAAACUCUUGAGGAAGUCAGAAAAACACUUCUGACUGAAGUAAAAAAGAAGAACAAUGAGAAGAAUGUAAGAAUGCUGAUGGACAAGAGUUUUUCCAUCAGGAGGCAUGAGGUGAUCAAGGAACCACUUAUCACAGACUUCAAAACCAGGUGGCCUGCUCUAACAGAAGAGGUUUGUACAGAAUUUGAGAGAAUUACAACAGGCCCAUUGGUGUCAAGAUUCUUUGCCAAGAUGGAUACAUACAUUGCAACGGUUAUGAGUAGCUGGGCAAAGAAUUAAAACCCUCUUGGUGCCUACUACACAGACUGAUGACAUUAAAGUGAAGAGAGAAUGCAUAAUCAAAUCCCUAUGUGUCUACCUGAAUGAAGACCCUAGCAGUCUUAUUCUGGAGUUUAUGGAUACCGACGGUGCCAGCACUCAGGAGGCGAUCCAGAAAGCUGUCAUGGGAAUCUAUGUCAUACGAUACGAAGGUGCCAACAUUGAAGACAGCCCAGCAGAUGUUGGAGUGGUGUUGGAAGGUGAAAAAGUUCUCCAGGACCUUUGCAGUGUACCAUAUGCAACAGCCAUGUUACUGAGACUGAUAUAUGGACUAAACUUAAGCUACCCUCCUGAACUCAGGUACACUUUCGAGGUAUUACAGAAAUUAUUUCUGGAGCUUGAUGGCAACAAGGAAGCUCUUCUCUGUGUUCGAGUAAGGACUCUUCCUGGAAGGUUUUAUCGGUUACCUUUUAAAUGCGAAGUUUUAGAAAAUGGUUUGCCAUUUUUGCUGUUUUUUAUAGUUUUGUAAUGUGGGUUACACUUGUUCAACUGUAUUUAUCCAUGUUCAAAAUUGUUGCAAGGUCACUAUUUCCCAUAGGUGAUCAGGGCAUCUGUAAUUUUCAAUAAAAUAUCUAUCCAUUAGACUCUACAGGAGUAAUAUCAUUGAUUCAAGAUGUCAUUUGAUAAUUGUUGUUAGCUAUCUGUUCUUUGUCUAAAUUAAAAUAUUUUUGUUCAGAUUUAUUUUUAGAGGAAGUUGUGCAAGCUGCACAUUUCUUGGAGGCUGCUUGGCAUAGUAGAAGCUACUUUUUCUGUAAAAGUUGUUUAAUAUAUUACAAUUGAUUUCUGAUCAGAACCUCAAUUAUAAUCUGCCAGCUGUCAUUUGUC